Molecule: messenger RNA, 1677 nt
Organism: Penicillium daleae
Lineage: Eukaryota; Fungi; Ascomycota; Eurotiomycetes; Eurotiales; Aspergillaceae
Product: DUF2841 domain-containing protein
Exons: 5
Coding region: 1-1677 (558 amino acids)
Source: RefSeq, a predicted model, not a curated record
AUGAUCACUGGCUAUAAACCGUCCUUUUCGUCUGUUCCUGUUCUUGGCUGGAGUGCCUCCUUCGGCCUGGACAGUUCCCCCACCAAGUGGGAAUUUGAGCCACAGUCGUUGGACCUGUGUUCUAUGGUCUCGCCCACGAUGUCGAGGCAAAACCAACCGGACGAGCUGGCAUACCCGCACUUUGCCCUCAUUUACAUCGAUCAGGACGGGAAUCUCCGCCACGAGGCUUCUCCGUCUAUUCGUAAUAGCCGGGAAGCUAUCCUAUCUCCUGGGGUCACCAAUGCGUUUCUUCAGGCUGUGGCGCGGUCUGGCGAAACCGUCCCAUCACAUUCUCUGUUGGAGGCUGGAGCCACUACGCCCUCACCACCACAAAGAGUACUCGGUGGUCAAAUUCCUCUCCGGCCCUUACUCAACCGUGCUGCUCAAAGCCCAGAAACUGUAGGGACCGAAGGACACCAUCGAGGCCCUAUGGGCUCUAUGCCUCCCAUACAGCCGGCCAUGUGGCCACGACAGCAGCAAAUGCAACAACAACAACAGCAGCAGCAGCAGCAACUACCAAGCAGACAAAGGCCUUGGAACGAAGAGGUUAGUAUGAGAAGCAAUCAGAAAGCAUUGAUCUCAAUUCGGGACAAGGAUUUCCUGCACCGGUACUACGAGAAGGUUUUCCAGAACCUGCAGCAGACCAACUGUCGAGUCCUGGCAAAGGCAUUCGUCAAGCUUGUGGAGCCGCGCAAGCAGGUCAAUUACCCCUACAAUGGACGGAAGAUCGUUGCCGGCAGGACCCAGCAGCUGGAGCCGGACGAGACUAAGCCGCCAUGGUGGCCUUCAGGAGUGAGCCAUCGUGAGCCAGAUCAUCUUCCCAAGGCUGAACGCAUCAAGCUCCUAGUUCACAUACUAUGCGAGCUACGCACCAGCCAUGGAGUCACUGCUCGUCGACUCAAGGAAGCCGACCAACCGAUCCGUCGCCAAAUUUCCCCGACCGAGCGAUUACAAAUACUGGACGAGGUCUACCGAGUUAGGGAAGAAGAAGAGAAGUUUCAAGAGGGAUUGACCAACGGAAAAGCUCUAGUGUCGAUUUCCCGAGCGAAUCUGCCCGAUGCAGUGGAGGCUACAUUCAGCCAAGGAUCACGUAGCAGAAGAAGCUCUCCGACCGAAGAAGCCUCUGUACACGAACAAGAGACUAGCGAAGAAACAAUGGCCAUGCGCGGCGGACCCGGCCAGGGGGCCAUCGUCUCCCAAUCUGUCUUCGCACCUGCAGACUUACCUUCGGAUCUAUCGCCAACGACCCUCCGUCAUCCCUCCCACAGCCCAAGCCAAUUAAUCCACCAGGACCUACCCAUACACCCAAGUUACGACCCAAGACCAUCAUCAUCAUCGAUGUCUCAGCAAGAAUCGAAGAGGAAACGCCUCCGUGUGGAAUCCGAUCCAUCUACCACUACAACCCCUCACACACUAGCAUACUAUCCGCCUGUGUAUGUUGCCUCCCAACCCUUCAUCCCCGAGUCCUACGACGAGCUCCAAAGCUUCCCUCCUCAAGUCAUUCCAACAUCAGCACCCCCGGUGUUGAACACUAUGGGGAGCACAUGGACGGCUACGUGUUUCCGUACUUCUUUGAUAAUUGAGAGCAAAACCAGUUUGGGUCUUGGGUAUUGGCAUUACGAUAACGAAUCUCCUUGA